Molecule: messenger RNA, 492 nt
Organism: Pleurotus ostreatus (oyster mushroom)
Lineage: Eukaryota; Fungi; Basidiomycota; Agaricomycetes; Agaricales; Pleurotaceae
Exons: 2
Coding region: 1-492 (163 amino acids)
Source: RefSeq, a predicted model, not a curated record
AUGCUGUCCCUGUAUCCUUUCGACUCAACCAUUUGCCAAUCCCUCAAACUCAAACUCGAACUCGAACUCCUCUGGGAGGUGCGUGUCCUUGCCCCUCUGGAACGCCUCCCCCCUCCCGCUGUCAAUGUACCACUUUCGCACCAGCAAGCCAUUGCACACUCUUCGCAGUUCCUACGUCGUGUCCUUGCUUUAAUGACCCCUCCCGUUCAAUUGGACCCAAUCCAUAGAUCCAGUCUCGGAUAUACGACCGAGGAACCUCUUCUAUCCUCCCCCGAGUCCACUACACAAGCGCCAACCGACAGUGAACCCACACCCACUUUCACGGUUACAUCCCCUCUCAUUUACUCAUUUACGCCGCAUGCUCCCAUGAACCAGUAUCAUUUGCAGUCCACUGUCCUCACGAUACCUCGUCGUGGCACCGCCGAAGCUUUAGACCUUUCGCUCGAGCGAAGCAUUCGGAUCGGCGGCGCCGAGAGAUUCUACAGCCCAUGA